ACAUCUUAUUUUGACAAACGGAUGUUGUUUCACGUGGUUCUUUCCGCUAACUUUGCAAAACCGGAUGUUGUCACAUAAAUCCUUCCGCUAACGUUAUCAAAACCCUCGCGCGCUCCUGAUCGAAUGUGUUUACCGUGAGCAUCAGUCUCUAGGGGCUCAGACAUGUGAGAGUCGGCUGAGUUGACCCAGAGAUUCAACUCGGGGGACGGGGACGCCGCUCGGUGCGUGAGGAUCCCCUCGUGGACCUCUCACUCUGCGGCCCUCGCCGGGCGCAUCGUCUCCGUUGCGGUGCGCGGCGAUUGAAACGUCUCUGAUAGUUGUUCUCGCAGAUGUUACGUCAUCUGAUCGGCCGUUUUGAGAACGCCGAUCAAAACCGAUAAUGGGAAUAUCGGCCGAUAUGGAUCGGCGCCGAUCAGAUCGGUGCAUCCCUACUUUGAAGACAUACACAAAAAAAGAAAAAGAGCAUUUCAUGAGAAACUCUUGUGCUAUUUAUUUAUUUUUGUUCGGUACUGCAAACUAUUACAGUUUUUUUCAAGCGCUACCAAGCAUUUGUCCAAUCAGUGGUCACAUUUUCAAAACUCUAAACACAAUUAUCACAGCAUCGGUGUUUUGUGGCCGUACCAUUCACACAUUUCAUGUCGUUUUCAAACAAUAUGCAGUCAGUGAACACAUUUUCACAAUGCUUACAUUUUCUUAACAGACAAGCUAUACCUCUAAACAAAAUUAUGGAUUAUUUUUGUAUUAUUUACUCAUGUUAACACACAACAUCCCACAAUGGCAAACACAAUAUUCCAAACCUUAGAUACAGUCUAAAAACCUGUUCUGCAAUGAUAUCAGUUCUAAAACAAUAUAUCUCAGCUGAUAAUAAACAAACAAUUGAUUCCCCAUCUCCUGAUGGUAGGCAGGAGAUGGGGAAUCCGACAGGAGUUAUCGUCUCAAAUGGUGACUAUGAUAGAGAGAAGUUUGCUGAGAACUCGGUGCCUUUGUUGCUGAUUGGCACCAAGUUUGACCAGAUCCCAGAGACCAAGCGCAAUGAAGUUCUCACACGGACGGCCUUCCUGUCUGAAUACUUCAAUGCAGAGGAGUUCAAUCUCGACUGCACCAACCCGAGAUACCUCGCUGCAGGAACAUCAAAUGCAGUGAAACUCAGCAGAUUCUUUGACAAGGUUAUAGAGAAGAGAUAUUUCACAAGAGACCCAAGUCCGAUGACGGGUUUCUCAGACAGAAAACGGUUCAACUUCAAAAGUUUGCACUACGACUGACAACAGCUGUGGUCUGGUCUGUGGUUUGGCAGCAAUGCCUCUGGGCUUUAACACCACACGUAAACCAUCACCCCGACAUACUUUCUCUCCCCCGCCCCCGCUACUGUCAACUUUUGCAUCUGCUGUAAUGAUUGACAAUGAAUUAUAAUAACUAUAUUAUAUAUGAUGAAUAAUUAAUAGAGUGAUAAAGAUACAUAUGUACAUAGUUAAC
Molecule: messenger RNA, 1473 nt
Organism: Pseudoliparis swirei
Lineage: Eukaryota; Metazoa; Chordata; Actinopteri; Perciformes; Liparidae
Product: rab-like protein 3
Exons: 5
Coding region: 828-1262 (144 amino acids)
Source: RefSeq, a predicted model, not a curated record